CUCUCUCCCCCCCCCCCCCAUCUUGUGAUUUUGGCCGCUGCCCCUCUUGGUCUCCUUAUUCCGCCCUCGCGCCGCUCGCAUCCAUCUCAACCCUCACGCAGUCCGCGGCCUUCAUCAUUGCGCACGCAGCCCUGGGGCGCUGACGUCUGUACAUCGCGCUCUGCCGCUCUGCCGCCGGCCACUCCGGUCUUGUGCUCGCAUUUUUUGUUGUGUAUACAAACGCGCGGGAUGAACGACGGGCACAGCCACUGCACCUCGCCCAUCAACACACUUUAA
Bipolaris oryzae ATCC 44560 is the source of this 276-nucleotide messenger RNA. RefSeq lists its product as uncharacterized. The transcript has a single exon. NCBI's taxonomy places the organism in Eukaryota, Fungi, Ascomycota, Dothideomycetes, Pleosporales, Pleosporaceae. The record is from RefSeq and is a predicted model, not a curated record. The annotation marks the transcript as partial.